Asparagus officinalis (garden asparagus) is the source of this 1957-nucleotide messenger RNA. Its product is annotated as oligouridylate-binding protein 1B-like. The transcript has 13 exons. The coding region runs from base 245 to 1519 and encodes 424 amino acids. NCBI's taxonomy places the organism in Eukaryota, Viridiplantae, Streptophyta, Magnoliopsida, Asparagales, Asparagaceae. Gene Ontology annotation, molecular function: mRNA binding. The record is from RefSeq and is a predicted model, not a curated record.
UUCUUAGUCAAAACCAGGGUUUUCACCACUCUCUCCCUCUCUCUCUCUCUCUAACCCAACCCUCGUUCCCCUAUUUUCUUCGUCACUUCACGGGGGGUGAGUCUCGACCUUGCCCUAAUUUCCCCCGAUCUCGAUCCCCAAAAUCCCAGUCAAACAAAUCAAUUGCCCGCCUCUCAUUUCACCGAUCCAGCAUUUCUAGGGUUUCCGCUGCUCUGAUCUCUGAUUUCUUUUUUGGGGGGAGGAGAUGAAUCAGAGAUUGAAGCAGCAGCAGCAGCAAGAGCAGCAAGCCCUAAUGCAGCAAGCGAUGCUACAGCAGCAGCAGUUGUAUCAUUCCAGCGUCAUCGCCGCCGCCGCGAUGUCUCAGAUGGAGCCUGUUCCAAGUGGCAACCUUCCCCCUGGAUUUGACCCAUCUACAUGCCGCAGUGUGUAUGUGGGCAAUAUACAUCCAAAUGUUACUGACAGUCUUCUAGCUCAAGUUUUCCAAAGUAUUGGUCCACUUGAAGGAUGCAAGCUUAUACGGAAAGAGAAGUCUUCCUUUGGAUUUGUUGAUUACCAUGAUCGUAGGUCAGCAGCUCUUGCAAUAUCAUCAUUGCAUGGGCGCCAGCUGUAUGGUCAAGCAAUCAAGGUGAACUGGGCAUAUGCAAGUGGUCAAAGAGAAGAUACCUCUGGACACUUCCAUAUUUUUGUGGGUGAUCUAAGUCCUGAGGUUACUGAUGCAACUCUAUUUGCUUGUUUCUCAGUAUAUCCCAGUUGUUCGGAUGCACGGGUCAUGUGGGAUAACAAAACCGGACGUUCUAGGGGUUUUGGCUUUGUUUCCUUCCGCAGUCAGCAGGAUGCUCAGAGUGCUAUUAACGACAUGCCAGGUAAAUGGCUGGGAAACAAGCAAAUCAGAUGCAAUUGGGCAACUAAGAAUUCGGAAGAGAAGUUGAGUAGUGAUAAUCAGAAUGCAGUAGUGUUGACAAAUGGAAGUUCUGCUAGCAUUGCAGAGGGAAGUCAGGAUAAUUCAAGUGAUGAGGCUCCUGAAAAUAAUCCUGCCUACACAACUGUAUACGUCGGGAACCUGGCUCAUGAGGUCACACAAGUUGAACUCCAUCGGCAAUUCCACAAUCUGGGGGCUGGCGCGAUCGAGGAAGUACGCAUUCAGAGAGAUAAAGGUUUUGGAUUCGUGAGGUACAAUACCCACAAAGAAGCUGCACUAGCUAUUCACAUGGCCAACGGAAAGAUUGUAUGUGGGAAAUCAAUGAAGUGCUCAUGGGGUACGAAGCCAACGCCUCCUGGAACAGCUUCGAAUCCUUUGCCACCCCCAGUGCCACCGUUCCAAGUGCUACCAACUCCCGGAGUUCCUCAGGGCUAUACAGCUGCAGAGCUUUUGGCAUACCAGAGGCAGCUCCUAUUCAAUCAGGCUGCUGCUAUGGCCGGUCAGCAAGUGUCAGGUGGGGUCAUUUCGGGUGGGUCCCAAACUAUGUAUGAUGGAUACCCUAGUCAUUCCUCAGCUCAACAGCUGAUGUACUUCAGUUAAUGUCCAGGCUAGGCGGAUGAUGCGAGUCCGAGAGUGGAUUCUUCUACACAGUAACUGAUGUUCUUCAGUUGGAAGUCCAGGGGAAGUGAGGAGAUCUAUUCUAUUUACUUGCGUUUCUUUAUUCUCGGAUUUCUUCGAGUGUUUUGAUUCUGGUCACCUUGUUUUUUUAACAUUUACUUGUGUUUUUGUGUUAUUGGAGCCGGUAUGGUUCCUGUACAUGAUUUUUAUCUAUGCUUCAAGUAUCCUGGGUGUUGUCUUUAGCUCUUUGAUCAGGACUGCAGCAGCUGAUGUAUCAACUUCUGUUUUUAGAUUAGUGGAGUGAUGAGAGUAGAGGUGUGGGAGGAGACAACAGUGUUUGGGUUUUUGCCAGUUUCUUCUGGUUUUGUAUCUUGAAUUUAUGCCCCUCAAGUUAAUUCUAGUUUCUUAUUUCCGGCUUUA